AUGGACGCCAAGACGCUGGCAAUCGUUCUUGUCGUGGUCGUCUACGCCUUCGCGUUUCCCGAUUAUUCCAGUGCAUCACCGGCAGUCUGCGAUGAGCCACUCAUGACUGGACCCUGCAGAGCCCACACAAUCACAUAUGGCUACAACCCCGCGCAGAAGAAAUGCGUCGAAUUUGUCUAUGGCGGCUGCAAGGGAAACGAUAAUAACUUCCCGACACUGGAGGCGUGCGAGAAGGCCUGCGAGUAUCCAUGA
This is a messenger RNA of Dinoponera quadriceps, 252 nucleotides long. Its product is annotated as trypsin inhibitor-like. The transcript has 2 exons. Lineage: Eukaryota; Metazoa; Arthropoda; Insecta; Hymenoptera; Formicidae. Gene Ontology annotation, molecular function: serine-type endopeptidase inhibitor activity. The coding region runs from base 1 to 252 and encodes 83 amino acids. The record is from RefSeq and is a predicted model, not a curated record.